Messenger RNA from Micromonas pusilla CCMP1545, 420 nucleotides. RefSeq lists its product as uncharacterized. The transcript has a single exon. The record is from RefSeq and is a predicted model, not a curated record. Lineage: Eukaryota; Viridiplantae; Chlorophyta; Mamiellophyceae; Mamiellales; Mamiellaceae. The coding region runs from base 1 to 420 and encodes 139 amino acids.
AUGUCGUCGUACGACAAAGUCCGCGGCGGGAAGUUCAGCUUCAAAGGCGGCGGCGACCUCUCCCUCGGCGGCGUCGGGAAGAAGAAAAAGAAGAAGAAGAAGUCCAAGGACGCGGACGCGCUCGCGCUCGAGGCCGCGAACGCGGACGGCGGGGCGGGGGAGACGAUGCAGGUCGGGCAGGGCAUCGGCGGCGACCCGGGCGGGGACGCGAAAGGGAAGUACGAGGAGCUCUUCCCGUACGAGGCGAAGCGGCAGGCGAACCCGACGGGACGGAAGAACUGCUGGGGGACGAACUACCGCGAGGCGCCGGAGAUCUUGCACGGGUACGACAAGGCGUGGCGAGGACGAGAGAAGCAGAUGUCCGUCGAGGAGCGGUUAGAUCUGCGGUGCGGGCACAAGGCGGAUAAGUUCUGCAAGUGA